GCCGAGGAGGCAGCAGGUGAAUCAUUUACAGCUUUCUACUUUUUACCGUCCCACCUGUUUAACAGUCAAUAAACUGAAAUAUACAGUGAGCAGAGAUGUUUCCCUGCAUAUGACCGAUUCCGCUUUCCAAAUAAAAAUAAUAAUAUAAGCUCAGAGUGGACAAAAAGAGGAAACCACGCCGCGGGAGCCUGGACUUAGCAGGUCAGUUGUUGUGAGAGGAGCAACCUCGGAGUUGGAGCCAUGUUGUCGGCAGAGGAGAUUCUGAGCAACACGCAGCAGGUGAUCGCUGGGCUGGAGGCGCUGAGAGGAGAGAACCGCAGUCUGCUGGAGAACCUGCAUGAGGCAAUGGAGAGACGGCCGGCGCCAGAGAGUGGCAGCGUGGAGCAGGAGAAGAGCGACAUCAUCCGCCAAUCACUGGAGAGCAUAGAGCUGGGCCUGAGCGAGGCACAGGUGAUGAUGGCAUUGUCGGCUCAUCUGGGUUCACUGGAGGCGGAGAAACAGAAGCUGCGUGCUCAGGUGCGUCGUCUCUGUCAGGAGAAUCAGUGGUUGAGGGACGAGCUGGCAGGCGCUCAGCAGCGACUGCAGGACAGGGAGCAGGAGGUGGUCACACUGGAGGAGCAGAACAGACACCUGCAGUUCAUGUCGUCCAUACGCAAAUACGACAUGGAGGAGCCACAGCUG
This is a messenger RNA of Plectropomus leopardus (leopard coralgrouper), 681 nucleotides long. The record is from RefSeq and is a predicted model, not a curated record. Lineage: Eukaryota; Metazoa; Chordata; Actinopteri; Perciformes; Serranidae.